Dermacentor silvarum is the source of this 729-nucleotide messenger RNA. RefSeq lists its product as uncharacterized. The coding region runs from base 1 to 729 and encodes 242 amino acids. The transcript has a single exon. The record is from RefSeq and is a predicted model, not a curated record. Lineage: Eukaryota; Metazoa; Arthropoda; Arachnida; Ixodida; Ixodidae.
AUGGCGGAUGACGAGGAUGCCUCUGCCGCGGAAGACAAGAGCACCGCCGACUCCUCCGCCGUGAGCACCGCCGACGCCGGCAAGCCCGGUGCAGGCGGCGGUGGAAGGACGCUGGUGACGCUCUUGCUGGUCUUCAUGUUCCUGGCGCUAGUGGGCGGCGCCGCCGUCUAUGCCUUCGUUCUCAGCGGGGGUGGCGACGAGUCGCCGGCCAAUGGGACGGCCAAUGCAACCACCGGGGGAGGAGCCGCAGGUGGAGGACCGUCGGUGGACGCGGUCUCUACAGAGGCGACCGCUGAUGAGCAGACCGAGAAGCCUAAGCAGCCAGCCGUGGGUCCGGCGGAUCCAGCCCAAGUUCCGCCGCCGCCACCACCAAACCAAGUUCCGCCGCUGAAUCCAGCCCAAGUUCCGCCGCCUGUUCCACCCAAUGUUCCGCCGCCUGUUCCACCCAAUGUUCCGCUGCCUGAUCCAGCCCAUGUUCCGCCUGAUCCAGCCAAUGUUCCGCCUGAUCCAGCCAAUGUUCCGCCGGCUUCACCCGGCGGUCCUAUCCUACUUCAGCAGCGCAAUCAACCCGUCCAGCCUGAAGAUUCCCUUAUAGAAGAGCGACAGAAUGAGACUGAACCAGCAAAGGCUAGCAUGGUCGAGUCGAGCGAAGGACGCGAGAAGGCGGGUGACAACAGCACAGCGGACCACGAAGGCAGCACGUCGCGAAGCACGGCCCCCGCUCAAUAA